AUGAUGACUACACCAACAGCUGAGUUUGCCCCGUCGAGUCGAGUCGGUUCGUACGAGCCUCUGCACGAGUCGCUGCACCAGCUCAGCAUGUGGGAGGAUGCCUUUGAUGGCAGCAUAAGCCCGGGUGCAGGCGGGUGCAUGAUCAUCGAAUCCGAACCUAAGCUAGACGAUAAGAUCGAGUACUUGUCCGACAAAUCAGCUGACCAUGUCGAAGAUAAUCAUGCGUCGAGGAGUAUUUCAGAGAAGAUACAAAGACGGUUAGCGCAAAACCGUGAAGCUGCUAGGAAAAGUCGGUUGCGAAAGAAGGCGUAUGUCCAGCAGCUAGAGACGAGCCGUAUGAAGCUGGCACAACUCGAGACAGAGCUUGAGAGAGCUAGACAACAGGCAAAAAAACAUUUAUUUUCUUUGCAUUUUUUCGUAUUCUUCUUACAAGCGCGAAUUGCUGCAUUCGAGAUAGCAUACGUGCAGUGGAUAGAAGAAGAAGACCGGAAAAUAUUGAAUCUCCGAAAUGCCCUCCAGUCCCCUAUGAGUGAUGCUGAGCUACGCAUGACAGUCAAUAACGUGUUGGACCACUACCGCAAUUUGUUCCACAUGAAAAAAGAUGCCGCGAGAGCCGAUGCUUUCUACUUAGUGUCCGGCAUCUGUUUCCCGCCGGAGAUGGCCGUGAAGUCCGCCGACGCUUCCUGCUCGUGCGCGCUGCAGAAGGAGAAGGAGGUCCUGGCCAACCUGGGAGCGAGCCCCUACGUGAUCUACUGUUUCGGAGAUGAGACGACUCGGGGCGACAACGGCUCCAUCGCUUACAAUCUGCUGCUCGAGUACGCUUCCGGCGGAACCCUAGCCGACAGAAUCGCCAAAUCGGGCGGCGGAGGGCUGCCGGAAGUCGAGGUGAAGAUGCACGCGCGGUCUAUUCUCAGAGGUUUGUGCCACGUUCACGAUGCUGGUUACGUUCAUUGCGAUCUAAAGCCUGACAACAUUUUACUGGUGCCAAGAGACGCCGGAGGAAGCGGGAUUGAUGGUGCCCGAUUCACAGCGAAAAUCGGGGGUUUCGGCCUGGCAAAGAGGGGUGAAGAGCACUCGAGGAAGAAGAGGAAAUUAGGCGGGCCCGACUCCGACUGCUGGAGGGGCAGCACGCCCAUGUAUUUGUCCCCCGACAGCGUGCAGGAAGCGCCUUCUGAUGUUUGGGCAGUCGGGUGCAUCGUGCUCGAGAUGCUGACCGGAAAGCAGCCGUGGGAAGGGAAGAAAGAGGAAAUUCUUGAGAAGUUAGGGACAGGACAGGAAAUUCCAGAAAUCCCGGAGGGGAUAUCGAGGGAGGCUAAGGACUUUAUCAAGCGUUGUCUCGUGAGGAAGCCAACGUUCAGGUUCACGUGUGGAAUGCUGCUGAAUCACACAUUUGUUGAUGGCUUUGAAGAUGAGGUUGAGGAAUUAGAGGAUCCUCUAGAGGACUCGUUUUGUUUGUCGCCUGCUGAAGAAAAUGAUUCGGAAGAGGUAGCCAGUCACUAUUCUGACCACUCGGACGAUGCUGUGGCCGAAGAUAUUCAUGUGCGACGUGGUUAUGAGAUGCAACAUUGUCCCUUUGGUCUCACUAUCCCUACAGGGGUCUGA
Striga hermonthica is the source of this 1602-nucleotide messenger RNA. NCBI's taxonomy places the organism in Eukaryota, Viridiplantae, Streptophyta, Magnoliopsida, Lamiales, Orobanchaceae. The record is from the annotation of a GenBank genome assembly.